UUCACGCUUGUAAGCUGAAUCAGCUUUGCUCAUUUGGCGCUAACUGUACUUUUUCCUUAUGUAAGAUCAGUGUGAAAUCUCAUUUUAAUCUACGACAUUUACCUUGAAUCUAUUAACGUAAUUAAUCAUGUCUGGCUCUUUUGGCUCGGUCAAAAACUAUCUGGACAGUUUCGUGUGUAACGGCAAUAAUGUCAUCUAUUUUAAACUGAUCCGUGAUAUAAAGAGUAUUGAGGAUGAUGAGGUGGACAAAGAAUUUACCUUCCAACCGGAGUUUUGUCACCAAUUGUUCGGCCAAUCGGAGAAUAUUUUUGGCUACAAGAACUUACGCAUCAAUUUAUAUUAUUCAGCCUGUAAAUUAGUCAGAUUCAUUUCCAUCACCUAUUCGGACAAGGUUGACCGUGAGAAGAGUCAAGGAGUUCCAGCUGAUGAUGUCUUACAAAUAAUCACUGAGAAGUUAGGAGGUACCGUUUUAACGAGCAUUGAUCAAUUUUCACAAGAAUUAGCUCAUGAUACUGAUUUCAAGCCAUACGGAACACAAUUGGAUUGUUUCAAAUUAAAGAAAAAGGCAUCUAAGUCAAGCUCCAAUUCAGCACCUACGUCUUCGUCACUUACAUCUUCUCAGAAUGCGGAAAACUCGGAAUCUUGCUUCGAAAUUUAUCGUGCCGAUAUGGAUAUUCCAGGAUUUGAGUCUUAUCAUGAAAAUAUGCAAACAUUUUUAACCUGGUUUAUCGAUGCUGCAUCUUAUAUUGAUACUGAAGAUCGAAAGUGGGAUUAUUAUCUAGUUUACGAAAAAUGUCCAGAUAUCAAAAAUGGAAGUGAUUCUCCUGUUUUUUAUUUUGCUGGUUAUGCUACAGUUUACCGGUACUACGCGUAUCCUGAUAAAACAAGACCUCGAAUCAGUCAAUUUCUUAUUUUACCUCCAUUUCAAAGACGUGGAAUCGGGGAAAGAUUAUUACAAAAUAUCUACCACACCUAUGCUGGUGAUACUAAUAUCAUAGAUAUAACAGUAGAAGACCCUUCAGAAGAGUUUACUCGAUUGCGAGAUUAUGUUGAUUGUAAAAAUUGUGCACAUCUAAUGAGCUUCCAAACAACCGAGUUAAAAAAAGGAUGGAACGAUGAUAUGGUGAAAGAGGCUCAAGAAAAGUUUAAACUUGCCAAGAAACAAAUACGUCGUGUUUAUGAGAUAUUAAAAUACAAAUCAAUCAACAAAUAUGAUGAAGAACAAAUGAGAAAUUUCCGUUUAGAAGUCAAAAACCGAUUGAAUGCUCCUUCACUGAAAAUGAAGCGAUCAAAUUUAUCGGAAGAUGAAGAAAGUAGUGUUCUAGGUAACAAAGAGACUCGAUUACAAGAAUUGAAUCUUCUUUACUGUCAACUGGAAGAUGAUUAUAAGCAAGUCAUAAACAAAUUAACUUCCGUAGCAUAACCUGGAUACUGUAAAAAUUUUAUCAUUUGAAAGCGCAAACAAAACUAAACUCAAAAAUCACCUUGUCAAACUGUUUGUUUUUUUUAUUUGUGAACUCCAAUUUCUGUCAAUACUUAAAUUCAUUUCUUUCCCUUCCAAUUCCAAUUAAACUACCAAGUGUUUAACCAUCAA
This is a messenger RNA of Tetranychus urticae (two-spotted spider mite), 1594 nucleotides long. It is a transcript of the gene Hat1, whose product is annotated as histone acetyltransferase 1. Gene Ontology annotation, biological process: subtelomeric heterochromatin formation. Gene Ontology annotation, cellular component: nucleus. Lineage: Eukaryota; Metazoa; Arthropoda; Arachnida; Trombidiformes; Tetranychidae. Gene Ontology annotation, molecular function: histone acetyltransferase activity; histone binding. The record is from RefSeq and is a predicted model, not a curated record.